This is a messenger RNA of Rubroshorea leprosula, 1630 nucleotides long. The record is from the annotation of a GenBank genome assembly. Lineage: Eukaryota; Viridiplantae; Streptophyta; Magnoliopsida; Malvales; Dipterocarpaceae.
GCCACAGUGUACUCUGUCCUCGACAAGCUCACCGCCCCCAGAUCUUCGAUUGCCGCCGCUCAACCAGCGACCAUUGUAGAGCCAGAGGAGGAGGUGGACACGAUUCACAGUUCGAUUAGCACUUUCUAAAUCAGGGCUUCCCCCGAUUGGAGCCUUUUAGAGAAUCGCAACUACCAGGCAACAGAAUAGAAGGAGAGAACAGACCUCGCCUGAGGGGAUAAGGUCGCACAAUCCCACCCAAUAGCUGUCAUGCAGGAAACCAGUUGAUAGCUGUCUCCAAAGCUUACAGAGUUGGGUAACCCCUUUCUAGGCAGUCACAUAUCCAAGCUUCACUACUACAGAAGAAGCCAAAGAGUAAGCCACUUCUGUUUUACUUUAAAGUUUACACUCAUUCAUAUUCAUUGAUGCACAUCAUUAAUAGUAUCUUCUAAGAUUUCACACACAUGCCUACUUAUAAAAUAAUUCACACUAGGUUAGCUAUGUGUCUAACCAUUGAGUAUAUUGUUAUAAUUCACACAAGGUUAGGACUGUGCCUAAAAAUGUUUGCCUUUUAAUUGUUGUCCCUGGUGCCUAUGGUGAUUUAGCCAAAAUGAAAACUUUUCCUGCUCUCUUUUAUCUAUUUUGAACUGAAAUGGCACUAAUCAAUUUCCCACUAAAUUAAGUUCUUGAAUUCUCAGGAUGAUCAAUUAUUGAUGUUGUGAAUUAGGCUUACUGCAUCUAGCAGAGGGUUGGAUUAGUUCUUCUUCAUAAGGAUGCCACCAAAAUUAACAUUUUAUCUGCAAGAUUAGCCUUAAUAGCAUCUAGCAAAGUUUAAUGUGUAAUUUUGCGUGUGCCUGUGAAAAGCCAUAAUUGAUGAAUGAGUGUGCCGAUUUGGAUUUGCAAUGGUAUGCCAUGCAUAUGCAGGGAUUUGGGGUUAGAUUAGUUCUUUUUCAUAAGGAUGCCACCAAAAUCAACAUUUCAUCUGCAAGAUUAGCAUCGUCUCUUUCAAUUUUUACAGAUUUUCUUCAAGGCGCUGAGGUUAAUGUAGCUACAAAGAACUGGAAUGGAGAGAUCUUAUAACCAAUUAGAAAAAACUGUGCAGCUCAGCUACACAAAGUGGUGUGCUUCACGUUGUUUUUCCCAAUUUUUAGGUUUGGGAUAAGAUAUGCUUAUUACAAUAAUAAAAUAUAUAAUUUUUUUCAAUUUAUGUAAAGAGAAAACAUGUAGAGGAUAAUUAACAAUGUUCGUAUCUGUUUUGCCUACAUUUUAUUCUGCUAAAAGCUCUAAGUGGUUAAAGUCCCACUAGAAAACCUUCAUUUUAGAGAUUGCUCUUUAUUGUUCAACCUUCAUUUAGAGAAAAUGUAAUUGGUUUUAAAUCAAGGUGCCCAAUUAAAUCACUGACAUGGGGGGUGAGAACACUUGUUCAUCCCAAAUAUUGUAGAGAAGGAGGUGGUGCAGAGAUGAAGCUAACUGGGCUCGAACCGUUACUUGUUGGCUGUCAUCCACAGUCAAGGGUGGGAUUCUUGACUAAUUUUUUUACCCCAAAAGUGAAGCUGAAAAUAUAGAGGACUUCUGUGCUGUUGUUCAAGAUGCUUGUAUUGAUAAUCUUUUUACCUUGUAACAUGUUAUUACGCUUAAAGUGAUUGCCUUA